AUGGAGAUGGAAGAGGUGGAGGCCGUUCUCGAGAAGAUUUGGGACUUACACGACAAUCUUAGCGAUGCUAUCCACUCCAUUUCCAGAUCUCACUUUCUCCAUUCCGUCAAGUCCCUACGCACUUCCACCGAUCUAUUCGGACCCAACAAGAAACUCUCUGAUGCUGACCUCAAAGGUGGCUUCGUUUACGUCAAAGACUUCCCCAUCGAACAGGACGAUGGCUCCGCUAUUCACGAGGCCAAUAGUUUGAAUUCCAUUUGCACCGCUCUCGAGAACCUCGAGGACCAGCUCGAGUUCUUUCAUGUGAGUUUCUGCUGCCCUAAUUUCAUUGUUUGCUUAAGAUUUUGCUCAUAA
Helianthus annuus (common sunflower) is the source of this 354-nucleotide messenger RNA. RefSeq names its product plastid division protein PDV1-like. The record is from RefSeq and is a predicted model, not a curated record. NCBI's taxonomy places the organism in Eukaryota, Viridiplantae, Streptophyta, Magnoliopsida, Asterales, Asteraceae. The coding region runs from base 1 to 354 and encodes 117 amino acids. Gene Ontology annotation, biological process: chloroplast fission. The transcript has a single exon.